AUGUCACGCAAUAGAUGCGCCAAUAUUAAAAUUCGAGGCGUCCCGGACUCGAUAGGUCAGGCUGAACUGCCACACUACUUAAGGCAUCUGACCGAAACAUUCCUACCUCACCCUCAGGCUAAAAAGCUCCAGUUUCACGGCUGCUACAGGAUCAAUAAAUCCAGACAGGCCCCAUCCGAUGCCACCCACGACAUAAUCGUACGCUGGAAUACCCUACAAUGGCGGAAGUCCCUCGGCACAGUGAUGGGUCAAUUAAGAGAGGCCAAAGUGGAAUACCGCUGGACUCUACCAAGAUCCACUACCGUGGAUGACAGAAUGCUGAGAAUCACCUCCAUAACAGAUGCUGCAACAUUCCUUCAAACACUGGGACUAGGCCCACAUCCAGACAAGCCCAAUACCUCCUCCAAUACCCAGUCCUGGGAUCCAGCCCGAACGAGGCUGUUCAUACCUGGAAGGGAAGAGAAGCCGGGGUGCAGCGACCUGAAUCACCCUCUCUGUCUCACGCUGUAUUCUUUAAUUAUAUUUUUUGUUCAGUAUUAUAACCGUAAAUUUUAUCUUUUCUCUAAUACCUUAACACAAAGUUAA
Molecule: messenger RNA, 585 nt
Organism: Pelobates cultripes (western spadefoot toad)
Lineage: Eukaryota; Metazoa; Chordata; Amphibia; Anura; Pelobatidae
Source: the annotation of a GenBank genome assembly